This is a messenger RNA of Ogataea polymorpha, 867 nucleotides long. RefSeq lists its product as uncharacterized. Gene Ontology annotation, molecular function: structural constituent of cell wall. Gene Ontology annotation, cellular component: cell wall. Lineage: Eukaryota; Fungi; Ascomycota; Pichiomycetes; Pichiales; Pichiaceae. The transcript has a single exon. The coding region runs from base 54 to 842 and encodes 262 amino acids. The record is from RefSeq and is a predicted model, not a curated record.
CAAGUCCUGUAAAAACUUUUGUUUUCCAAACACUCUCACUCUAGUCAUUCAUUAUGCAAUUGUCCAAGAUUGUGCUCGCUUCCGUCCUUGCUUCCCUCGCCACCGCAGCCGACGAGAUCGUCAACCAGAUCGGCGACGGCCAGGUCCAGGUCCAGAGUGAAUCCGCUGCUGCCACCACUGCCACUACCCCGGCCACUACCUCGUCUGCUGCCGAGACCCCAGCCACCUCGUCUGCUGCCGAGACUCCAGCUACCUCGUCUGCAGCUGCCACCUCGGCCUCCACCGAGCAGGACACCACAGUCACCUCCCUGGCCACAGAAACCCUCACCACGUGUGAAGAGAGCUCUGCAGCUGCUCAGUCCACUCCAGUCGGUACAAGCUCCGAGGCAGACCAGACCCUGUACGUCCAGACCACCCAAACUACCACCAUUGAGGGCACUCAGACCGUUGUCACAACCUACUGUCCAUACACCACUACCCCAGCUGCCACCUCUGCCACCUCUGCCACCACCGCUAUCUCGUCCUCUGCUCCAGCAGCAAGCACUUCCAAAGAUUCCUGGAACACCAUCUACACCUCCUCUUCUUCUUCCGAGGACAUCACCUACGUGGACGAGACCACCACGCCAACUUCUACCGUGACAAACAACCACUACUCGACUACCAACGAGUACGUCACCACCACGUCCACCUAUGCUGGUGCCUCGUCCAAGGCUGCUGUUGCCUCGUCUUCUUCCCUGAGCUCGAACGGCACCUCCUCGAUCGAAAGCUUCGAGGCUGGCGGUGCCAAGCUGAUGGUCAGCUCCGGAGCCAUUGGCAUGGCUGCCCUGGCAUUACUUUUCUAAACUUAUGACACUGUAUUGAAUAAAA